Nestor notabilis (Kea) is the source of this 2235-nucleotide messenger RNA. RefSeq names its product Ras association and DIL domains (gene RADIL). Gene Ontology annotation, molecular function: GTPase binding. Lineage: Eukaryota; Metazoa; Chordata; Aves; Psittaciformes; Psittacidae. Gene Ontology annotation, biological process: substrate adhesion-dependent cell spreading; neural crest cell migration. The record is from RefSeq and is a predicted model, not a curated record. Gene Ontology annotation, cellular component: microtubule.
CAAAAUAGAGAGAGAAACACGGUGGGCCAGAGGACACAGGCGAGCAAGCCCAGCAUCAGCCUGUCAGCCCCCGACAUCUUGCCCCUGCACUGCACCAUCAGGAAGCUCCGACCUUCCCGGCAUUGCUCAGAGGAGAAGCUGGUCCUGGAGCCCAUCGCCGGUGCUGGCGUCUCCAUCAACUUCACCGAAGUGGCCCGGACGGUCGUGCUGCAGCACGGGGACCUCCUCUCCCUCGGUCUCUACUACCUGCUCCUCUAUAAGGACCCCAUGAAGGCGCAGACGCUGCCAGCACAGACACCGCUGCGGCUGAGAACCGCCGCCACCAGCUUCGAGCCAGGAGACUUCGGGCAGCUGCUACUGAAAGUGGCCAAAAUGAUCCAGAGGACGGUGUGGGAGCGGACACGGGAGCUGGCCGAAAAGCAGUCCCAGCACCAGGACCCUGCUGCCCUGUCCCACUUCUCCAUCACGGACCUUCUCCCAGACCUGCAGCACAUCCUUUUCUGGAUGGCGAAUGCCAUCGAGGUCCUUUACUUCAUCCAGCAGAAGUCACCCACCUAUAUCCAAAGCAUGGAGGAGGAGCUGGACAUCAAAGGCUCCAAGGAGUCUCUUUUCUCCUCGACCAUCACAGCCAGCGAGGAGGCGAUGACGGUGCUGGAGGAGGUGAUCAUGUACACCUUCCAGCAGUGUGUCUACUACAUCUCCAAGUGUCUGUACGUGUCGCUCCCCGCGCUGCUGGAGUGCAACCCCUUCCAGAACGAGAGCCAGGAGAGCUGGCGUGCGAACCCGCCGCUGCCCGAGGAGCUCCGCAGGGUUGUGCUCAUCUACCAGGCAGCACUAGACCUGCUGCGCCAGUACGAAGUGCACCCUGAGAUCACCUCCCAGAUGUUCGCCUACCUCUUCUUCUUCUCCAACACCUUGCUCUUCAACCAGCUCCUGGAUAAGGGCCCCUCUCUUGGCUGCUUCCACUGGUCGCAGGGGGUGAAGCUUCGUGCCAGCGUGCGGCUGCUCCUGGAGUGGCUGCGUGGUGCUGGCUUCGAGCAGCUCGCUCAGCAGUUCUUCGCCAAACUUGCCAACGUGGCCAAUCUGCUGGCCAUGCCCGGCUCCCAGCUGGUGCAGAUGACCUGGUCCACCCUGCGAGCCGAGUUCCCAGCACUGAGCCCUGCGCAGCUCCACCGGGUGCUGAGCCAGUGCCAGGCAGUGAUGGAUGUGGGCUGCAUCGCAGCGUGGCAGCCCAAGGAGGAGAGCCCGGCCACCUUCCAGCCUGAUGAGAUGCUGGAGUCCUUCGACAACCACCCGCCCAUCAUCCUGCCUAGCGCGGGCUUCAAGGUGGACCUGGAGGUGGAGACAUUGGAUGACAACAUCUACAGGCACCUCCUUUACAUCCGCCACUUCCUCUGGAGCCUGCAGAGCAAGAGCCCCAGCAUGAGCGAGGGGCCAGGCUCAGCACCACCAAAGGAAGAGGCAUGCACCAUGGCUGAUGUCCUGGAGGUGAGCGGGAGCCCUGCUGCUGUCCUGGGGAGCACCAUCACCCAGGAGGACCAUUGCACCGGGCCGGAGGGGAGCCCCUUGCUCUGCCUGGCCACCAAUGGCUGCCCCUGUGAGCACCCCGACAGUGAGCCACAGCUCCAGGAGAGGGUCCCAGCGGAGAGGCUCCAGCAGCUGCAGCUGGGCAGGGGCCUGGCCCCCAAGACUGGCCCAGCACUCACAGACCCCUCCUGCCUGCUGACACCCCCCACCACCCCCCUGAACUUCGACUCCAUCAGCCCGGAGUCCCCACAGGGCACUGGCAAAGGGCUGCAGGACCCCCGGAGGAACGGAAUGAAUGGCACCAAAGGCAGCACCCCUGAAGGAUGCUCACCAACCCCCUAUGACUACCCCACGCCAGAGUCUUCCAGCCGCAGCUCUGCCACCGAUGAUUUCUGUUACGUCUUCGUGGUGGAGCUGGAGAGAGGACCCAUCGGGCUGGGGAUGGGGCUGAUUGAUGGCUUGCACACUCCUCUCUGCUCCCCUGGGAUCUACAUCCGCACACUGAUCGAGGACAGCCCCGCAGCCACUGAUGGUAGGCUCUCCAUCGGGGACCGCAUCCUGGCUGUCAAUGGCACCAGUCUCAUCGGGGCAGACUACCAAAGUGCGGUGGACCUCAUCCGCUCCGGAGGGAAGAAGCUGCGGUUCCUGGUUGCCAAGUCAGACAUGGAAAUAGCCAAAAAAAUCAGUUCCAGCUCAUCUUCCUCCUAG